Molecule: messenger RNA, 654 nt
Organism: Armigeres subalbatus
Lineage: Eukaryota; Metazoa; Arthropoda; Insecta; Diptera; Culicidae
Exons: 1
Coding region: 1-654 (217 amino acids)
Source: RefSeq, a predicted model, not a curated record
AUGGCAAGCAUCCAGGGGAAUAUCCAGAAUACCAGUCGGAACGAGCUAAUAUUGGACUCCCUAGCGAGUAAUAUCACGGAAUUCGCUUACGAUUUGGAGAAGGGAUCCUCUUUCGACGCUUGGUUCUCCAGGUAUGCGGACCUCUUCGAGAAGGAUGCUUCCAAAUUAGACGACGACCCGAAAGCACGACUGCUGCUUCGAAAACUCAAUCCCGCCGGACAUGAAAGGUACACUUCAUUCAUUCUUCCGAAGCUUUCAAAGGAGUAUUCCUUCGAGGAAACGGUUGCCAAAUUAAAAACCAUUUUUGGUAGUGCUGUUUCAACUUUCCAUCGCCGAUAUCAGUGCCUGCAGACGGCGAAAGACGAAAACGAAGAUUUUAUCUCCUACUUCUGCAAAGUCAACCGAGCUUGUGUUGACUUCAAGCUGCAGGAGCUCAAAGAAGACCAAUUCAUAUGCCUUAUUUUCGUGUGUGGUUUACGUUCACCCAAAGAUGCUGACAUACGGAUGCGCCUGCUUUCGAAAAUCAACGAAACGCAGGAUAUCACUCUGGAAAAAGUAGUGGAAGAGUGCAAAAGUUUGAUCAACUUGAAAAAAGACACCGUUCUUAUCGGUAGUCAAUCUUCCCACACCGUCGGAGCUGCUGAAUUCUCCUAA